Hyposmocoma kahamanoa is the source of this 1014-nucleotide messenger RNA. RefSeq lists its product as uncharacterized. The transcript is spliced from 2 exons. Bases 70 to 960 code for a protein of 296 amino acids. The record is from RefSeq and is a predicted model, not a curated record. NCBI's taxonomy places the organism in Eukaryota, Metazoa, Arthropoda, Insecta, Lepidoptera, Cosmopterigidae.
CUUCCCGGUGCCUCGUCUGCAGCCAGUCACACUUUAGUGCUCUAGCCGUGCGCGUACGCAUCUUUCAAGAUGCAGUGUUUCAUCUGCGUGACAUACAUGUUUCUCAUGUGCGGCGCCCGUUUGGGCGCCCACCCUGGCGCUCACCCAAGCGAUCACCACAGCGCUACUCGAGAAAACCCCACACAGACAGCGCAACGCUCCCUUUUCCAUGACGUAAUCGAGUCUUUGCGCAUUCGCUCUCAAUUACCCGACGACAAUAACGAAAAUAAUUUAUCCCAAAACUAUGAAAGAUACGGUUAUGAGAACGAGCCUCAACUACCAAGCGAUGCUGACUUUAUCCCUAGAAGAAAUGACCGAAUAGAAAUGCCAACAUUGAAGUACCGUUUUCCGAAAAGUCUUUCAAACGAUACUGAGGACGCUGAGUCAUCUAAAGAGGAAAUCGUAGUUUUUAUUGCUACAACAGUUGAACCAAAAACAACAACGGAGAAGCCUAAGAAACAAAAACGUCCGCGACCACCAGUUAAUAAGAAACCAAAUAAAAAAGAUGAAGACGAUCAAGUUUUGCCAGAAUUCUAUCCCAGUACAAAUACUAUGGCCGGACAAAGUCAAAUAGGGAACAGAGAAUCGCAAUUAGUUGUCAAACCCACUGUGAUCGUAAAUUUACGCGGUACAGUUACACAUAGAGAAAGUGACAUCAGAAUUGAAGGAAGAACUCAAAAUGAUACUCAGACAGCUUCUGAAAUACCUUAUAACAUUUUUAAUAUCAAUCAGAGAAUUCUACUUGAGAGGACUUUUGGUACCAUGGGAAACAGUGUAUUGAAGAAAGCUGAUGAUGAAAGGGUAAAAGAAGGCAACAGCUGCGAUUCUAAAGAGGCAUCCAAUGAGAAUAGAAAAGAAAAAAAAAUUGAGAAUAUUAUGGAAGUUUGGUUGGAUCUCCCUAAUAUUAAUUUGCGAGAAUAAUAUUAAGUUUAAAUAAUUAAUUUCGAGACUGAUUACUUUUAAUUUAAACACAAG